AUGAAUAAAGAGCAGAUUCGUGCCUAUAUUAAACUGCGUACUGCACUUAACAUGCAGCCGAAAUCCAUCUUUGACAAAUUAUGUAGAGCUUUGAGGGACCAAGCUCCAUCUUACAAUACGGUUGUAAGAUGGUCAAAAUUAUGUCGUGAAGGUCGGGAAGAAGUUGAAGAUGAACCACGACCUGGUAGACCUGUAACCGAGACAACAUCCGACAAUAUUGAAAAAGUUCGUCACCUUAUUGAUAAUGAUCCUUAUCUUACUAUUGAUGAAAUACAAGUCGAAACUGGGCUGAGUCACGGUACCACCCAGCGAAUUGUUUCUGGCCAUCUCAAGCUGAAAAAAAUUACCGCUCGCUGGAUACCCAACCAGUUGACCGAUUCUCAACGAGCUAAACGUGUUCGAAUAUGUCAAGAAAAUUUAGCAAAAUUUAAUCAAGGAACCUGGCGGUUAUGUGACGUAGUGACAGGCAACGAGUCAUGGUUUUAUCACAAACAACUUGGGCGAAAGUCGUCCAAUGCUGCCUGA
Molecule: messenger RNA, 525 nt
Organism: Rotaria socialis
Lineage: Eukaryota; Metazoa; Rotifera; Eurotatoria; Philodinida; Philodinidae
Source: the annotation of a GenBank genome assembly